AGUCUUCAGCUUUCACCGGCUGGGAGUCCGGAGCUGCAGCAGAGGCCACACCCAGGGCUUGGUGGUCCCGCGCUUUCCGGAGCUCAGCAGGCGCUUGCUGCUUGAACCGGUCAAAGAAGGAACGAAUGAAUGACCCUUUUGCCAGGAUGGAGACCCGGGGGCCUCAGGGAGCUGCGAAUCCCAUGGACUCCUCCCGCAGCCUGGGGGACCUCGGGCCUUUUCCGCGGGAGGUAGGGCGCGGGGCUCCGCUAGCUCCGGGCGCCCGGAAUCCCGCGACGGCAGGGGCGAGCCGAAGCCAGGGCGGCGGCCACGAGGACAGAACGGCAGAUCGGGCCCUCGGACCUCGGGCCGGGGAGGAAUUGGACCGUGAGUCCUGGGUCAGAGAGAAAGUGCUCUUUCUCCUGCACCCAGAGAGGUGGUUAGGGACUCGAGGGGACCCUGCACGGGAAGAGGUGGCCGGUGCAGAGGACCUUCCUCAUGCGGGUGGAGAGGACCACGGCGAGGAGCCCAACUACCCUUCUGUCUUUCAACGACAAAAGCGAAUUUCUGGCAGGCGUGUAGCCCCGCCGCGGGACGCAGCAGACCCACCCAAAUACGUGCUUGUGCGGGUGGAGGAUUAUCAGGUAACACAAGAAGUGUUGCAGACCUCCUGGGCCAAGGGUCGCAUGACCACGAGGACUGAGGAGCACUUCGUGACCGCGCUCACUUUUCGCAGCAGUAGAGAGGGACAGCCUGGGGAACGCUGGGGCCCUGCUGAAUCCCGGGCUCUCCAGGCACGAACAGGGGCAUCCCGCGUCCACGCCGCGGGGAGGAGGGUUUCACCGUCUCCAGGGACUUGGCUCGAGGAAAUUAAACUCUAAUGAGUAGCUCGAGAAAUGUUCCGGGAUGGUGGAUGAGCGAUCAUCCUUAAAAGAAAAUGCUAUUCUGGGAGCUCCAACCUGCAAUUAACCUACAGAAGGAACCUUUUGAGAGGCUGGUGCAGCGCUUCGGGGAGGCAGAUUAAGAACUGUAAGCAGCAUAAUACCUCCUUUGUGGCUUGAAUUCCUUCGCUGUCUGGGGACCUAAGUCAUUCAGAAGAGGUGGAGAAAAGAUAUUUUCAGAUUGGCAGAAUGUGGGAGUUUUGAAAUGAGAAAACCUGUUGUUAAUUUGCAUUUUGGAAUAACUCUCAAUUGAUCUCUUUUCUGUUCCCCGCCCCCCUCUUGUUUCUCUUUAGGACCUAGAAACAGAAGUGAAGUUUGAAGUCUGCUCUCUGCAAAGAGGGUGGGAGUGGGUGGAGAAGAGGCUUGUUUUAAAAGCCAAAAACAGAAAGUAAAAAGAAAUGGGAAAGUAAAACCAAAGCAGCAAGUGACUCUCUUCUGAUGUGCACUUUUCAUUUUUCUCCCCCACAUUUCAGUGUUAGAAAGAAAACGAGAGGAGCUAGGGAAAGAAGGAGUUGGGGACAGAAGACUAAGAUUUCAACGUGAAAUUCCAUUUACAAAGGCUUUACUGCAAACAAUAGCUAAUUUAGUCCUGUAAACAUGCAUUUAUCAUACAUUUUAAUUUUAAUAUUAAAAAUACUGCAUGUAAAUGUUCUGAACUAAAGGUAGAUAGCAAUAUGUAGUUUGCCAUAAAAUGAAUGCAUGUCUUAUUCUUUUCCAUAGUUCUUCAUUAAUGAGACUUGUAGUCAAGAAUAGAUUGAAGAUACCAUUCUCCUUGUGUAGUUCAAAAAAAUCUCCUCUGGUAAUACUGAAACAACUAAUUUUUCUUAUUUUGUUUGUUCCUCUUUAUUAUUAAAUACUAUGUGAAUUAACUCUUUAGUAGUUGGCCUGGUUGAAGCUCUGUGAGGAGCAAAGCAGCCCUCUCCAGGUGAACUGCUUGACUUUACCACCUGAAGGAGUAUUUACUGCAAGAAUUAACAAAGCAGACUGCAGUGCAACGGCACGAUCUUGGCUCACCACAACCUCUACCUCCAGGGUUCAAGCGAUGCUCCUACCUCAGCCUCCUCAGUAGCUGGGAUUACAGGCAUGUGCCAUCACCCCGGCUAAUUCUGUAUUUUUAGUAGAGAUGGGGUUUCUCCAUGUUGGCCAGGCUGGUCUUGAACUCCCAACCUCAGGUGAUCCUCCUGCCUCCGCCUCCCAAAGUGCUGGGAUUACAGGUAUGAGCCACCAUGCCUGGCCAAUAUCUUAGGUUUUCUAACUCAUGUUUAUGAGAAGUACUAGAAUCACCUUAAUGUUCCUGAAUUCUGCAAGGCCUCUUGGCUGGAGAAUCAUCACUAGCAGUUCUUAGGCCUGUGAGACCCUCACUUGGGAGAGGAAUUCAGCAUCUGAGCUCAUCUGUGUUCAAAAUUGCUUGACAGGUAGAAAAGAUUCAUCCCUUAAAAUGAAUCUCUUUUCCUUAACAACCCUCCCUGACUCCAGUGGGAGAUUAACUUACUUGGCAUGUAAGUUUCAGACCUGAGCUUAUUAAUUUGGUUGAAUCAUCACAUGUCCCAGGUGACUAAUCAUUGAAUAUAGAGAACAAAAAAAGUCUCUUUCACAAUAACCAAAAAUGGUAAGUAGCAUCACUCAGCUGCCUUCUCUGGAGGCAAUUUCUGGCGUUCAGCUGCUUGGGUUCAAAACUGGCUCUACCUCUUUAUUAACUUGUGUCCUUGGGCAAGUUGCCUUAUCUCUGUGUGCCUCUGUAUCCUGAUUUGUUAAGUGGGGACAAUAAAUAGUAUCAACUUCAUAGAGGGUUUUUUUUUUUUAGGGUUAAGUUAAAUGAAAAUACUUAGAACCCUGCCUGUCAUACAAUAAAUCCUCAAAGUUAGUUACAUUUUUUAUUAUUAGCACGGUUAUUGUUUAGUUCACUUUUCAUCCUAACUAGGCUUUAGUCUUUUGUUUAGUAACAAAAAGCAGAAAUUGUAUAACACAAGAAAGCUAAUGAAAGUCAAGCCGGUGGUUUUUAAUAAGACUCUUCUCUACUCCUGAAAGAAAGGACUUAUUUCUAGCUUUUCCUAACCUUUAAUGGAUCAGUAAGUAUAUUUCUUAAAUUCUUUAGAAAUGACCUUCACAUCUUCUGUAGGGACUCAUGGUAAAGCUCAAAGGACUAAGGUACACUAUCCUUAACAGUCACUGAAAAGAGUUUACAUACCUCCUAGUUCUGGGCAGAUGGGAGCUUUGAAUACUUUCUUUGACCUGUCAGGUUAGUUUGUUUUCCCUCUGGGAUUUUAAAUCUGAUGCCCUGUUGUCUAGAAAAGCAGAAUAGACACAAUUUGUUUUCAUUUUGUCUUUCAGCCAAAAACGUAUUUAGUCAAGUUAGCUUAACUCCUUUAAACCAAAUAUGUUUGAGUUAAUUUUGUUUUGUUUUUGAGACAGAGUCUUGCUCUGUCGCCCAGGCUGGAGUGCAGUGGCACGAUCUCUGCUCACUCCAAGCUCCGCCUCCCAUGUUCACACCAUUCUCCUGCCUCAGCCUCCUGAGUAGCUGGGACUACAUGCGCCCGCCACCAUGCCUGGCUAGUUUUUUUGUAUUUUUAGUAGAGACGGGGUUUCACCGUGUUAGCCAGGAUGAUCUCGAUCUCCUUGACCUUGUGAUGCGCCCGCCUCGGCCUCCCAAAGUGGUGGGAUUACAGGCCUGAGCCACCAUGCCCGGCCUGUUUGAGUUAAUUUUAAGUGAUUUUUUUUUUCCUUUUCUCACUGUUUCAAGCAAUGAAAAUUUAUUUUUAAAGUGCUUACUCAACUUCCCUAUUAACUGCCUAGAACAUGUUUAUAGAUUUCAUUUAAUAUAGAGUUCCUUUUCAUUGGAAACAAAAAGUAGUAAGUCCAAAUACUGUUGAAUUUGCUUCACAGGUGUUCCUGAUCCAAGCAGAACCCUGUUAUUUGAAGAGCCUGAGAAAUCUUAUCCCGUUUACAAAUGUCCUGGGAGUGCAUCCAAAGUGAAACUUGGGUGGAUGAACCGCAUCAAAGACUUCCAGAAGCCACUCCAGUGACCAUAAGAUAAAUGUCAGAAUCGCAUAACCCCCAGGAUCAGCCUGUUGCUCAGGCUGGAGUGCAAUGGCACGAUCUGAGCUCACUGCAACCACCUGCCUCCCGGGUUCAAGCUAUUCUCCUGCCUCAGCCUCCUGAGUAGCUGGGAUUACAGGCGCCUGCAACCACACCCAGCUAAUUUUUGUACUUUUAGUAGAGAUGGGGUUUUGCCAUGUUGGCCAGGCUGGUCUCGAACUCUUGACCUCAGGUGAUCUGCCUGCCUCAGCCUCCCAAAGUGCUGGGAUUACAGGCUUGAGCCACCGAGCCUGGCCUCUACUUUUUAUUACUGUCAUGUAGUUAGUGAUAAAAUGCUUCUAUCUGAAAAAAAAUUUGUUGUUCUAAAUUCUAAAAAAUUCUCGUGAUUAUUGCUUAAAUUUUAAUAAAGCAGAUGUGAUUUUCAAAUUA
Molecule: messenger RNA, 4385 nt
Organism: Homo sapiens (human)
Lineage: Eukaryota; Metazoa; Chordata; Mammalia; Primates; Hominidae
Gene: C6orf141
Product: chromosome 6 open reading frame 141
Exons: 4
Coding region: 126-860 (244 amino acids)
Source: RefSeq, a predicted model, not a curated record